AUGACUGAGAAUUCAUAAAUCAACCAUGAGUAGAGGCUUUUCACACAGUUUAGAUUACAUAAACAUCUGAGGAAAGGAGGAGCAACAAAGCUUCUGAGGAGAUGGGCAUAAGGAGCUAUCAUGUAGAUGACAUGCCUUUCUGCUUGCAAGCUCCAGCCUUCAUUGAAUGGCUCACGCCAUCAACCUCUCCUUCUUCCUCGUCUUCUUCUUCCAUAACUCAGCAAGCUCAGUGCACAACUCCCAUACCUACCUUUUAUCAGCGACAAGAAGAAGAUCUCCUUCAGCAAAACAACCGAUGCCUACCUCUCCUAAGCAAGCUAUCUGAGACUUAUAAGCCCUUGAAAGAAGAGGCUAUAGAACUGGACAGUAUAGGUGUCAAGGAUGAGAAAUUAGAGAAGGUUACUGUGACCUUGCACAUUGGGUUACCCAACGUGGAAGAUUCUGAGACUGAGAUGAAAUCCUUAGGCUAUAAGGAAGAGGAAUCCAUGAAGAAGAACUUUGAAGGUCGUCCAUUGAGCAGUGAAAGUAGGUUUUGGAUCCCCACACCAGCUCAGAUCCUUAUUGGGCCAACCCAGUUCGCUUGCUUUAUCUGCAGCAAGACCUUCAAUAGGUAUAACAAUAUGCAGAUGCAUAUGUGGGGCCACGGUUCAGAGUAUAGAAAGGGACCAGAGUCACUCAGAGGAACACAACCAACUGCAAUGUUGAGACUCCCUUGCUAUUGUUGCGCCCAUGGCUGCAAGAACAACAUCAAUCAUCCUAGAGCCAAACCACUGAAAGACUUCAGAACUCUUCAAACUCAUUAUAAGAGAAAGCAUGGAGUGAAGCCAUUCAUGUGUAGGAAAUGUGGCAAACCAUUUGCAGUUAAGGGAGAUUGGAGAACACAUGAAAAGAACUGUGGGAAGCUAUGGUAUUGUACAUGUGGAUCAGAUUUCAAACAUAAAAGGUCACUAAAGGAUCACAUAAGAUCCUUUGGAAAGGGACAUUCUCCACACCCUUUUCAUAAAAGCUUGGCAGAAGAAAAAGAAUGCCUCACAGGAUCAGAAGAUGAAGUGGGUUCAGGGAGACCCUAGAAGUCUCUCAUUUUACUUUUCGAUCUCUUUCCUUUUGGUUAUUAGGGUUUUAGUUUUGUGAGCUUAUCUAAGCUUGUGCUCUGUAACAAAAAACUCUCGACAAGUGACUGCAGGAAACACUGAGAGAGCAGUUUGCUUUGGAGCACUGGCAGAAUGAUGAGCCAUGCAUAAUAACUUUUAGACGGUUAGGUAAGUGGCUUGGUUAGUAAAGUACUGUUGCCUUGAAGCAUAUGGUCAUGAAGUAGCUGAAUUUUCUUCAGCCUAAGGUGUCUGUAAUCUUUCAAUGGGGAAAAUUUGUCCACUUCAUUGACUAACUUAUCAUAUUAAUAUAAUAAAUGGGUUUUUCUUUCCAUCAA
Messenger RNA from Macadamia integrifolia, 1426 nucleotides. RefSeq names its product zinc finger protein WIP3-like. Gene Ontology annotation, cellular component: nucleus. The coding region runs from base 102 to 1070 and encodes 322 amino acids. Gene Ontology annotation, biological process: regulation of gene expression; anatomical structure development. The transcript is spliced from 2 exons. Gene Ontology annotation, molecular function: DNA-binding transcription factor activity. Lineage: Eukaryota; Viridiplantae; Streptophyta; Magnoliopsida; Proteales; Proteaceae. The record is from RefSeq and is a predicted model, not a curated record.